Messenger RNA from Cryptotermes secundus, 366 nucleotides. RefSeq names its product 40S ribosomal protein S10b-like. The record is from RefSeq and is a predicted model, not a curated record. The transcript is spliced from 2 exons. NCBI's taxonomy places the organism in Eukaryota, Metazoa, Arthropoda, Insecta, Blattodea, Kalotermitidae. The annotation marks the transcript as partial.
GUUGCGGUGUGGUGGAAACAGAGUUUUAAAGGAAGAAAAUGGUUUGUGUUUCACAUAUUCUUUGGGUGUUUGGGACAGAUUGUACCAUCAACACUGAAACGACAACCAAGAGCAGAAGCAGUUCGGCCUCGACCAACUUUACCAAGAUCAGAAGGCUCAAGGCCAGCAGAAGACAGGGCUGCCUACAGGCGUGCUCCUGGCACUGGAUCAGCUGGCCCCGAUAAGAAGGCUGAUGUUGGAGCAGGCACUGGUGAUGUGGAAUUCCGUGGUGGAUUUGGACGUGGAAGAGGAGUCCCACAGUAGAUCAGAUUCCCUGUAAAAUGUAUACUUUUAUAAAUUAAACACAAACAUAUUGACUGGAGAAAU